AUGGUCAAAGUUGCGCUUAUAACGGGAGGGACAAGUGGCAUGGGCCUCGAUGUCGCACAACAGCUUGAUAAAACUGGUGCCUGGAAAGUCCACAUCAUCGGGAGCAACAAGGAACGCGGCGAAAAUGCAGCAGCUUCAUUGGAGAACACCACAUUUCAUCAAGUGGACGUGAAAAGCUACGACGAGCAAGGCGCCGCAUUUGAUGAAAUCUUCAAUGAACACCAACGCUUGGACUUUGUUUUUGUUAAUGCCGGCAUAGCCCAGAAUGUCAACACAAUGUAUACAUACCAUGAUACAACUGGCAUUCCUCCACGGCCUAUCCCAUCUUCAAAUGGCAUCGAAGGUGUACUUGAUAUAAACCUUACAGGGGCUAUCUAUACCUCUUACCUGGCUAUGCAUUAUUUCCGCCGAUCGCCAGAAGAAACGAGAGGAGAAAGACACUUGAUUCUCACAUCAAGUAUUGGUGGGAUAUACCCAUGUGUCCAUACACCGAUUUACGUAGCAACGAAACACGCGAUGAUCGGAUUCACUCGCUCAAUGGCACCUCGUUUAUGGCGCGAUGGUAUCAAGAUGAAUGCUAUUUGUCCUGGAACUGUGAUAACGCCCCUAUUGACAGAUGAGAUUAAAGCUUUUUUUGAUAAAGCGGCACUCAUUAAGAUGAGCCAUGUUACGGACGUCGUGUUCAAGUGUAUUUCUGGGCAUGAAAUGACUGACUCAAAGGGUGUUUCUGUUCCGGCUGACGAGCUUUUUGGAAGAUCUAUUUUGAUUUCUGUGGAGAGAUUCUUUUUUGUUGAGAUGCCUGAGCUGUUUGAUGAGCCGAUGCGCAUCACUUAUAAAGGUAUGGUCGAGGGAUGUCUUUAA
Molecule: messenger RNA, 861 nt
Organism: Penicillium angulare
Lineage: Eukaryota; Fungi; Ascomycota; Eurotiomycetes; Eurotiales; Aspergillaceae
Exons: 3
Coding region: 1-861 (286 amino acids)
Cellular component (GO): cytoplasm
Molecular function (GO): oxidoreductase activity, acting on the CH-OH group of donors, NAD or NADP as acceptor
Source: RefSeq, a predicted model, not a curated record